Molecule: messenger RNA, 1118 nt
Organism: Dinoponera quadriceps
Lineage: Eukaryota; Metazoa; Arthropoda; Insecta; Hymenoptera; Formicidae
Gene: mRpL46
Product: 39S ribosomal protein L46, mitochondrial
Exons: 4
Coding region: 244-1077 (277 amino acids)
Cellular component (GO): mitochondrial large ribosomal subunit
Molecular function (GO): structural constituent of ribosome
Source: RefSeq, a predicted model, not a curated record
GAUGUCAACAGUAGCGGCUCGUAGUGGAGACUUAGGAAUUGAACCAAUUGAACGAACAGAAAUUUAUUUAUAUCAAACGUAGCUUUUUUUUAUAUUUAAUAUUGUUAAUCACACAAAACAAUUUCUUAAUAGAUUAAAUAAAGCAAAACAGAUUGAUAAUGAUAUUGUGAAUUACUUUCUCUAUUCUCUAAUAAUAUCAUUGAUUCUACUUGCGUUCUAGGUUAUCAAGAAAUAUAUUUAAAAAUGUUCAAACAAACUUUGAGAUUUUCCAGAUCGUAUAACUUACAUCAAAUCUUAUUAGGUACAUCGAGAAAAGCUGUUGCAAUAUGUCCUAAUGUGAUUCAGUAUCAAAAUACUCAAAUGUUUUCCACUGCUCCAGUCAUUAAAAAAUGGGAUUUAUAUAGUUCUGUCUGUCUGGAACGUCAUCCAAUUACAGUACAAUCAAUGCAAGAAAUAGAAUUAAAAUUUUAUAAUAUGUUAAGGAAAAUUGAGUUUGAAGAUAGUCUAAAAAAUGAUCAUGAAUUGAAGAAAGAAAGAGAAGAGAAUCAGUCAAAGAUAACAAAAAGUGAUAUGGAUAUGGAAACUAUUUUGAUACAGACUGCACAGGAAUUUGAAGAUAGCAACCUAGAAGAACUAAAAAAUUUUAAAUUUGCCCCAAGAAUUACAAAAUUUGAUGAACAAAAUGAAACAUCAUCGUUAAAACGUAAAUUGGACAAAAAUUUACUUUUAUUGGUACAUCAAAAGAUUGGCGAUAAACAUUAUUGGAUACCUCCCCAGGGUAUUCGACAGGAAGGAGAAACCAUGAGACAAACAGCAGAAAGAGUACUGCAAAAUGAAUGUGGUACUAAAAUAAAAGUAAAGUUUUAUGGAAACGCACCCAUUGGAUUUUACAAAUACAAAUAUCCUCGGAAGCUUCAGGAAAAAGAAAGCUGUGGUGCUAAAAUAUUUUAUUUUUUAGCAAAAUAUGUUGAUGGAGAUAUUACGGAUAACGUAAAGUAUCAAUGGUUGGAUCAUGAAGAACUAGAAAAAGUAUUACCUCGUGAAAUGCAAAAGAGCAUUUCACAGUUUAUGUUGUGAAUUUAAACAAUAUAUCAUUAAAAUAUUUUAUCACAUCUAAA